UUGAUCGUCAUCGUUUAAAAUUCGAAGCUUUCAACGUAAAGCCGACAACGGCUGCUGGCGUGCUUUGUGUGGUGUAGCGGUAAUUACUUCAUUACAUCGGUCUUUCUCGAUUAGUGCACGCGUGAGGCCAGAAUCACACAUCAAAGGAUUACGUUCGCUCGAAAAUUGGAAUAAAACUACUGACGAAACAUACAGAAAGAGAGAGAGAGAGGCUGUUGGAGGCUCUUGAAGGCAGCAUGUUGUGAAGGCUACCAAUUCAGAGGUGUUGAUGCAACAAGAGUAGACGCGGACGUGCGUCACGUGGAGCAGCAUGGUUUUUGGCAAAAAAGACACAACGAAGGCGAGCUCGCCUAGUAGAACAGACGCAAGGAAAGUGUUGUCAAAGUCAAACGCGAGCAGCAAGACAGCCGCGAAGGCGUCCACGCGAGCAAAUGCAUCCGAAAUUUCGAUCAAAGUGAUUGUGAGGAUCCGGCCGCACAACGAACGAGAGCUACAAGACAACAGCAGAACUGUCAUCGAGACUGUGGAUGACAAAAUGUUGAUCUUCGAUCCAAAGGAGAAGGAGACACCCUUUUUCUUCCAUAAUGUAGCUCAACGAGGUAGGGAUAUGCUGAAGAAGCAAAACAAGCAUCUUCAGUUCAUCUUCGAUAGAGUCUUCGACCAAACAUCCGUGAACACGAACGUCUUUGAGGGCAGCACCAAGAGUCUAAUCGGCAACCUCCUGGAUGGCUACAAUUGUUCCGUAUUCGCAUACGGUGCCACUGGUGCCGGCAAGACUCACACGAUGCUGGGUAACAAAAACGAUCCUGGCAUCACUUAUCUCACAGUGGCGGAGCUCUUCUCAGAGAUCGAGAAGCAGAGCAGCCAUCGUGAGUUCCAGUUGAACGUUACUUAUCUGGAGAUCUAUAAUGAGAAUGUACAGGAUUUACUGCACAAGUCGGGUCAGCUGCAGCUGAGAGAGGACGGCAGAUGCGGCGUCGUGGUCGCCGGCCUCAAGCCGAUUGCCAUUCGAGGCGCCGAGGAGUUGCUGUCGCUUCUGGCGGAGGGCAACAAGAACCGCACGCAGCAUCCCACGGACGCGAAUAAGGAGAGCAGCAGAAGCCACGCGGUCUUUCAGGUGUACAUCGAAAUAAUCGACAAACUGGACAGCCAGGUCCAGCGUGUGAAAUUGUCAAUGAUCGACCUGGCAGGCUCUGAGAGAGCGUCCGCCACCGGCUGCAAAGGCGUGAGGUUCAAGGAGGGCGCCAACAUCAACAAGUCCCUGCUCGCUCUUGGCAAUUGCAUCAACAAUCUCGCGGACGGCACCAAGCACAUACCAUACAGGGACUCAAAGCUCACGAGACUGCUCAAGGAUUCGCUUGGCGGCAAUUGCCGUACCGUUAUGAUCGCCAAUAUCGGCCCUUCCAGUCUCACUUACGAGGACACGUAUAACACUCUGAGGUACGCGAAUCGGGCCAAAAAGAUCAAAUCGUACGCCCAGAAGAAUGUGUCGUGCGAGACACAUAUCGCCGGGUACAUCAAAAUAGUGGAGGAGCAGAAGAAGGAGAUCGCCAUCUUGAAGGCGCGACUCGCCGUGCUGGAGAGCGGCGCGCAACCGAUGAUUCUCACGGAUAGCGAGCGACCGAGCAAACAGAUGCUGGAAGCGCACAACAAGCUAUCCAAGUUGUAUAGCAGGAAGAAGGAUCUGAUCGAGAGGAUGCUGGUCCUAGAAAGCUCCGACAAAAUAUUAGCCUGCAGGAUACUCUACAAGAAGGACGCGGACGAGAGGCUGCGCAAUCUGACCGCUGCCGACGACACGCUACCGUCGGACGAGCAGAACGCCAGCGGCAAAUCGCGUAUCAACAAGUCCCUCCGUUACUUCCAGCGGCAAAGAGACUCGCUCAAGACGCUGACCGAAGCGGCCUGGCAGGAGCUGUGCUCCGUGGAUGCGGAGAUACAGAGGGUGGCGGCCGGCAAGGACAAUAAGCAGCUCGAUGAAUGCCUGCGAGACAAGCUGUCCCUGCAGAACUGUGAGAUUGAGAGAUGCUGGAUCUUCGGUAUGCGGCAACACAUCAGGAAGCUCUGCGGCCUGCUGCAAUGCGAGAGGCAGUCAGUCAACACCAUCACAAGAAACAUGAGCGCGACACUGCAAAACUAUUACAACAUGGUGAAGGGCUACGGCACGAUGACCGAGCGCAUGCAGGCAGAAUUCAAGGAGCUGGUUAAGCUGCUCGAAGGCUUUCGCAAUAUCAAGUGGUCAGAUUCCGAUGCGCCGGUGAACGACGCUGGAGACUUCGACGUAUUUGCCUGCCUCAGCACGAUCGGAAUGGACUCGUUUGGUAGCGCGAUGCCACCGGCCGCGAUCACGCCGGAGCUUAACGAACAGGAACGCGAUGUUCGUGGUGUCUUGAAUACCACUUUCAACGCCGGCGACAUCUCCAACUCGAGCGACGAAUCCAACGCUUCUACUGACAAACCCGUGUCAGGGACUUUGCCCAAGAAGAACGUCGCGAGGGUGAUCAGGAAGCGUCCGCUCUCCGACAAGAAUCAGGAGAGCACCAGCACGCCCGUCAAGCAGACGAAGAAGCAUACGAGUAACAGUAAGACUAUUGCGCCUGGUGGCGGUCGCGCGGGCAAGGAGAAUGUGCACAAGCACAGGCUACCUACUCAAUUGAGCGCCAAGAGUAUCGCUAUUUUGAACAAACUGAAGGAGGCUAAUUCCUCGUCCGGCAACGAAGAAGGAACAGACGUGACGUUUAAAACGGUGCGCAAUAAGGAGAGGCGUGCUCUCAUGACCACACAUCCGUACCAGAAACCGGCCCUUGGGAGGAAACACACUCCAGCUCCACCGUCCAGCAGAGUCCCGUGGUGAUCCUAAAUGAAGACUUAGCAUUUUUGUAUCUUUUGGAUAUCUUUUGUACGUAAGGUCAGAGAGAUAAUAGACUUUUAAAUGUCGUACAAAGUCAGCAGAGAGAGUAAGGCUUUCUCCCUCUUUCCUUUUUAUUAAUAAUUGAUUUUUCAAUUUAAUCUGUAUCCCUGUGUCGUAGACAUCGCUAGCUUUACAUCCCGAGCAAAAGUUGCUCUAUAUUGUAAUGUGACAACAUUUUAAUAUUAUAUUAUUGUGUGUUUUCUGUAGGUUAUUAUAGCGUAUUAUUUUACACGAUGACAUUUACGUAUACAUAUAUAUAUAUAUAUUUAUAAUUGUGCAAGCAGACAUCUGUGUAUGUUAGGAAGAGCAGAAUAACAAAUUUCGCAGUGUCGCUUCACUUAAUUUGUACAUGAUGUAAUUACAUAUUUUUAGAAAUUAUUCGAGGUUGACUUCAAAAGGUCGCAGACGAAACGGUAAAUGGCGCUUCGUAAUAGUACAAUUUUAAACAACAUUUAGGACUAGAUUAGUUAAAACCUCGCAUAAUAUACUUUAUUAUACAUAAUACACUUUAAUGUUAGUUUGUUCUUCGAAACUACAUCGUUCGAUGUUGCCUAAGAGCUUUGUGUAAUCUAUCGACAAAGUAUAAUGCAAUAAUUACUACCAAAAUACUAUACGCGUGUUGACUUUGAAUUACGGAGAUUUAUGUCGGACAAACUUCGAAUGUCAAAUAAACAAGACGAAAACAAAGAAAGAAUAA
Odontomachus brunneus is the source of this 3605-nucleotide messenger RNA. RefSeq names its product kinesin-like protein KIF18A (gene Klp67A). The transcript has 3 exons. The record is from RefSeq and is a predicted model, not a curated record. NCBI's taxonomy places the organism in Eukaryota, Metazoa, Arthropoda, Insecta, Hymenoptera, Formicidae. The coding region runs from base 311 to 2851 and encodes 846 amino acids. Gene Ontology annotation, biological process: microtubule-based movement. Gene Ontology annotation, molecular function: microtubule motor activity; microtubule binding; ATP binding.